GCUCCGCCUUUUCAUUAUUAAAAAUGGAUGCAGCAGCCAUCAUUAGUCUAUUGAACAGUACUAGUGAUAGAGUGGAUCAGUUUCAUGUUGAAGUGUACCGCCUGUCUCUUUAUGGUGCUGGGAUCAGAGGAAUGGAAGAGGAGACCUCAUUAUUUAACUUAUUCAAUUCUCUCAACACCUCUACAGGUGACCUCCAGCUGUCAGUAUCCUUCACUGUACACGUAUUGAAGAAGUUUGGAUUCACUGGACUAGCUGAACUAACAAGAUAUGCUUCCCCUGACUUUAACAUGGCGUCCUCUUAUCCUAAAGCAGACCUACUCUUGACUGUCACCUCCUUCUUGUAUGAUCUUCAUCCGGUAAGAGAGAGAUCAAACGCCCUCACCUUCAUAAGCAGUGUCUAUCUUAACGGGUACAACUAUAGAUCAGUAACCAUGCCUCAGUUUGUUAAAGUGAUGUUUGAUAAAGGUGUCAUUAUGAUUGGAGAUGUAUCAGCACUGGAUUCACUAAUAAAACAGUACAGACCUUCUUUCUUCAAUGAAUACAUGGAGAGAAGUAAACUCACUAAUACUAAUAGCACAUUUGUUUCUGAUGAUGCCACGCAAGACAAUACAGCACCAGCUCCUACUAUUCCUGAUGAUAGAGCCACAGGCACUGUUGCAGCAGAAAAAGGACAACCUUCAGCUCAAGUCAACCAGCCACCAACUACUGGAGGAGGUAAUUGCACAGUUUCUGGUAGCACACAAACCAGUACUAACUCAUUUAAUAGCACGAACACUGUUACAGCAGCAGGAAAAGAGGAAAAGGUAUCUGAUGAUGUCACUAAAGGUAUUAAAUUCCUGCUGAUGACUGCCACUGAUCCAGAGCUGAAAGGAGUGUUGGAGCGUUUGAAGCCGUUAGAUGGUCGGGAUGAAGUUAUUGAACAGUUUAAAAAUGGUGUUGAUUUGUACAUUGGAAAGUAUGGGAAGCACCCAGUUGUUGUUGGACAGAGUGCACAUACAAAGGGUCAACAAGGCUCCUUACCUGCUGAAAAAGUCACAAAUAAGAUAAUGGAGAUAUUUAAGCCAAAAUAUAUAAUCGCCAUUGGAGUCUGCUUUGGAAUGGACGGAAAAGAAGUAAACCUUGGAGAUGUCAUUGUUUCAGACCGUAUUGCUGACUUGUAUAACAUUCGUGUGGAACCAGGUUGUAUCAAGGCUCGUAUAACAGAUGCAGACAAAGCAGGAGAUACUCUUGUAUCAUUAUUUAGGAAUCCUCGUAAUGAUAUUGUAUCAGUUAUUGGGAAAUCUCGUAGAUUUAAUAUGGUGAAACCUAGUUUUGAUAAAGAAAAUGCCAAAGAAGUCAAAGUUCAUUGUGGUCCCAUGGUUUCUACUCCUGCUUUGGUGGACGAUGCAGAAUUUAAGGAGAAAUUAAGCAAAGCACGUCCUGAUGCACUCGCUGGGGAAAUGGAAGGAGCUGGAAUAUUUCUUGCUGCUAAGGAUCAUAAAGUGGAAGCUAUUGUCAUUAAAGCCGUUGGAGAUUUGGCUGAUGGGAAGAAGAUUGAAUACAAAGAUUGGAAGCCUUUCGCAUGUCAGGCAGCUGCAGAAUAUGUUCUUCAUCAUUUAGAUGAUGAUCGUACAAUUCAUAUGUAGUGUGAACUAGAGUGAAACAAUUGUUUUUAUUAGAGCUAUUAGUUUUUGUUGUGAAUUUAGCCUUUGCCUUUUUGAUAAAAUUAGUUUUUUAGAUCUUGCAUAAUA
Messenger RNA from Amphimedon queenslandica, 1730 nucleotides. RefSeq lists its product as uncharacterized. Gene Ontology annotation, biological process: nucleoside metabolic process. The record is from RefSeq and is a predicted model, not a curated record. Gene Ontology annotation, molecular function: methylthioadenosine nucleosidase activity; adenosylhomocysteine nucleosidase activity. Gene Ontology annotation, cellular component: cytosol. The transcript has 5 exons. NCBI's taxonomy places the organism in Eukaryota, Metazoa, Porifera, Demospongiae, Haplosclerida, Niphatidae. The coding region runs from base 24 to 1625 and encodes 533 amino acids.